This is a messenger RNA of Solenopsis invicta (red fire ant), 2719 nucleotides long. RefSeq lists its product as uncharacterized. The coding region runs from base 1643 to 2617 and encodes 324 amino acids. The transcript has 7 exons. Lineage: Eukaryota; Metazoa; Arthropoda; Insecta; Hymenoptera; Formicidae. The record is from RefSeq and is a predicted model, not a curated record.
GCUUCGUGGCUGAUGAGUAACUCCGCUCGUUGCGCAUCGGAUCAGUGAGUUAGAAAACAAUUCUUAUUUUAUUAUUUCAAUGCUGUGUAAAUGUUCUGUGCAGGAUCAAGGAAAAGGACACUGAAAAAAAGAGUUUGGUAAUAGCUACCGAAUGUUGAUUUGAUAGUUAUUACUAAACUCUGUUUUUUAGUAAACUUAAACAAUUUAUGCCUUUAAUUUUAAGAGAAAAGCAAAUACCCAAUCGCGCGCGGUUGUAACUGCAAUUUUCGCGAGUGAGUGCAACACGAUUCCUGAUGAUCUGAAAAGAAGAGGAAGAGGCCUGAGAGACAAGCUUGGGGUGAAUAAUAUUUGCAACGUUUACAAGGUGUAUAACAUCUAUCUAGCUCAAUCAAUGGAUAUUUCAAUCGAAUGUUACAAAUAUUUUUCGAAGUAAGAACUUAUGAGAGGAAGCCAACGUCCAUCGUCGUCGAAUUCUUGUGACAUAAACGAACCGCAGCCUGUUCGUCGCGUCGCGCGUUUUAUUUCGGGAGUGCCGUUCAAGUGAUCGGACUAAAAUUUUUCUAAUUAAUUAGUCCACGCGCGAUUGUGAUAUAUUAUGCGCGAGUGCUCCGCGAGUGUAACGGGAAGAGAAGACAACCAUGCAGGAUCUGAGAGGAGGAGGAGGUCUAGGAGAGGUAUCGAGCUUCAGCGGAGCAAACUUGAAAUAAAUAUGUCUUCUUAUUUACAUAAAAUUAAUAGUCUUGUUCUCUUUCAUAUUGUAAGGUUUUAACUUUUAAAUUUCGUGUUCGUAUGUUACAGUAUCGUCGCAGUGGCUGAAUAACUCCGCUCGUUGCGCAUCGGGUCGGUGAGUGAUAUAUAAUUUUUUAUAAUAGGAUAACAAAUGUAUGAAAUUUAUUUUGCAAUAUAUUUAUAUAUUGUACCAACAAAAAUACUAGCAGAGAAAAAUGUUUCACAGAUUUGUUGUCCUAAAUUGUUUGAAAGUUUUUUGUUGUAUGUUACUACUGCACGUGGAAAUGGUUGACAGCCUUCGCCUUCCACUCUUCGACCUGUCUCGAGCGAUCGAAUCGACGAAGCAACUAUUUGCGAUUGUUCUCUUCUCUCAAAAGAGAAUGCUCGAGAGAGAAGGAGACAUGCAGCAGAUAGUCGCUUAGUCGAUUCAAAAAAUCGCAAUGAUCGUUUCGAUACCUCGAGAAUCGCGAUGGCGCUCUUUGAUAGGAUUUGAAUUGCAUCUCAGUCAGGAAAUUUGUUACAUUGUCUUAAAAUAAAUUUUACACCUAAAAGAUCCAAUAAAAUAAUCGGACGUUUGUUGUAAUAUGUUAAAUAGCAUGCGAUCUAGUUAAUCUAAUGUGAAAAGAGAGAAACAGUUUUGUCCCGGCAAACAGAUUCGAUAAAAUAAACGAGAGUGCUAAGUAUAUUCGUGAUACAUAAAUGACAUCUGUCAAGUCAAUUCGUAUUUAAUUUGCGAAAGUGUCACACGUUUUAAUUGUGCAAUAUGAACACCUCAACGAUUUCUCAACGUCGCCGCCGCGGCUCGAUUUGAGUCCACCCGAUUUACUCCGAAGUGUCUACUCGGCAAAUUACACCGGAACUUUGAAGCGUCUUUAAUCGAGUCAGAGGUGCAGUGCGAUACAAAACUGGUGGAAUGUGGAUAACUGAACAUUUUAAUGACGACAGACUUCCCUUCUUGGACGAAGGCGAAAAUAAGAUUGUUGAUCUUCCGUAUGUGUACGUCAAAGAUCCGUUUCAGAGUGUUCAAUAUCACAGUUUGAUGCUUAAAGGCACAGCGAAUCAAUUAAGAAAGUGGCCUAACGAUCUUUUUGGCUCCUUCAUGGCAGCGUGCCUCGUCAUUAGCAGUUUUGUUCUUCUUGUCUUUGUCACGGUGAUCUUUUGUUCACCCAUAGCGAGCGAUGAUAACUGCUGCGAUUUGAAAAUUUCCGACGACGAAUGUUCCUUUAAUGUAUAUUUCGUGAAGGAAGCUGCGCAGGUCUGGUCUGGAAAAGAAUUUUGUUAUGUCGAGGCUGCGGCAAGAGAACAACCCAAUCUAAGUAUACACUUAAUCAAUUUGAUGCGUACUUCCGCUGCACCGAAUAGCUCGGAAAUUCAUCUCAUAAUGGCACUGGCCACCCAAAAUGCCAAUAUUCACUUUGCGAACUUACCGAUUGAUAAAUUUUUCAGCAAAACGGAAUUGUCGAGUAUUGCAAAAAGUUUGAGUAAUGAAUUGCUGAUAAUGGCGGCGAAAGCGUAUCUUCUUUGGAACUUUCCUGGAGUUGCAAUGCAUCCUAGCGCAUAUUGCAAUUUGUCGAUUAUCAAUAAAUCUCGGUGGAAUAAAAUGGGAAAACGAGAUUGCACGCCCGACAAAUUAAUUACGAUUGACCCAACGAUCGAUCUGCAAGCGACAGAUGUGCACUGUCAAGCUUUUUUAGGAUUUUUACUGCGGGAAAUAUCCAAGAAUGCAACGCGAAUUUAUAGUUUGAAGGAUGCACUGGACAAAUUUUGCCCGAGGAUUGAUCGUUGUCCUGAAGUACGAUUACUUGACUUAAAACCGCGCUGUUCGGUCAACGCUUUUGAUUGUCCUACUGUGUAUACAUCUGGAAAAUCUUGGGAGUUUACGAUAUGAUCCAAAAAUUUAUUUAUAAAGCCACUUACACAAGAAACUACUUCAGAUUUCUCUUUCAAAAAAUUUAAUCUGAUUAAAAAUAUAAAAAUAAAAAAUAAAAAA